Messenger RNA from Thecamonas trahens ATCC 50062, 1452 nucleotides. RefSeq names its product kynurenine 3-monooxygenase. Gene Ontology annotation, cellular component: mitochondrial outer membrane. Gene Ontology annotation, biological process: NAD+ metabolic process. The transcript is spliced from 2 exons. The record is from RefSeq and is a predicted model, not a curated record. Gene Ontology annotation, molecular function: NAD(P)H oxidase H2O2-forming activity; kynurenine 3-monooxygenase activity; FAD binding. Lineage: Eukaryota; Apusomonadida; Apusomonadidae. The coding region runs from base 1 to 1452 and encodes 483 amino acids.
AUGGGCGACUCGACAGGAGAUAUCACGAUUGUAGGCGCGGGGCUGGUGGGCGCGAUGGCGGCACUCGCGCUGGGCCAGCGCGGGUUCAAGGUGACGGUCCUCGAGUCGAUGCCGGACAUUCGGACGCUCCCGGCGUACUCGGGUCGGUCGAUCAACCUGGCGCUGUCGGCGCAUGGGCUUGAAGGGCUGGAUCUGGUGGGAAUGGGCGACGAGUGGCGUGAGCGCGGCAUCCCGAUGUACUCUCGGUUCAUCCACAAUGCCGACGGCUCGACAAGCAUCCAGCCGUACGGGCAGCCCGGCGAGCACAUUCUCUCGGUGGAUCGGCGACUGCUUAACAUCCGGCUGAUGGAAGAAGCGGAGAAGCUGCCGAAUGUCAGCUUUGUGUUCAACGCCAACGUCCGCGAGAUCGACUACAAGAAGAAGCAUCUGGUGUUUGAGGCGCAAGAGGAAGCGAACGACGGCGGUGACGGCGGGCACUCUGGCGCGCAGACGACGAGCGUGGCGCUGCGCAAGCGGUCGCUGAUGGAGCGCGAUACCGACCUCAUUGUGGGCGCCGACGGAGCGUACUCGGCGGUGCGCACGUCGCUGCUCAAGUCACGGCGGUUCAACUACUCGCAGGAGUUUAUCGACCAUGGCUACAAGGAGCUCAACAUGGUGGCUGUCGACGACGACUGGGCGCUGGCCAAAAACCACCUGCACAUCUGGCCGCGCGGCUCGUUCAUGCUCAUUGCACUUCCGAACGAGGACAAGUCGUUCACGGUCACCCUCUUUAUGCCGUACGCCGCGGCCGACGGUGGAUUCAACGACCUCGACACCGACGAGAAGAUUGAGGCCUUUAUGACGUCCAACUUUCCGGACGCGGUCCCACUACUCGGCAACUACGUGUCUGACUUUAAGACGAACCGGACCGGGCCGCUCAUCACGGUCAAAUGCUCACGGUACCACUACUUUGACUCUGUGGGCAUGAACUCGUCGUUCCAGGACGUGGUCAAGUUUAUGGCGCUCCUCGAUGAGUACCCGUUCCGCACGGCGCGGCGCUCGCUGCUCGGCGCGUACUCUGCGGCGCAGGUCCCGUCUGGCCAUGCUGUGGCCCGCAUUGCGCUCAUGAACUACAUUGAGAUGCGGUCGCACACGGCGUCGACGCUCUUCCUCCUCCGCAAGCGGAUCGAGGGCGUGCUACAUGCGGUGCUGGGUGACGUGUGGCGUCCGCUGUACUCGAUGGUCCACUUUACCACCAUGCCGUACCACAUGGCGCUCGAGCGCAGCGCCAAGCAGGACCGCAUCGUCGCCGGCACCGUGUGGCUGCUGGCGUCGGGUGCGGCGGCCGGCGGCGCGUGGGCCGUGGCCCACUUUUUCGGCUCGGCCAUCGCGUCUGCGGCAACCAGCGCGCUGACGAGCCUCAACGGCGGCGUGGCGCCCAAAGUGCCACGGCUGACGUGGGCGCGGCUGUAG